This is a messenger RNA of Eriocheir sinensis (Chinese mitten crab), 4016 nucleotides long. RefSeq lists its product as uncharacterized. Bases 597 to 2864 code for a protein of 755 amino acids. The record is from RefSeq and is a predicted model, not a curated record. The transcript has 6 exons. NCBI's taxonomy places the organism in Eukaryota, Metazoa, Arthropoda, Malacostraca, Decapoda, Varunidae.
CCUGGCCUUUCGGGGCUGCAGGGUGACGAUGAAACCAAAAGAUGGUGCACAGGUAAAAAUUAACCCUGAACGACAUUGAUUAAACUUUUAAUUAGUAGCUGUUUACUGGGGAGGUUGAACUGUGUGUGUGUGUGUGUGUGUGUGUGUGUGUGUGUGUGUGUGUGUGUUUUUUUUUUUUAGUUCAAUACUAAAUUUCUUUCGUUUCAAUACCAAAUCUAAGUCCAAUACCAAUCACGGUGCUUCAAUACCAAAUGGAUUUUUCAAUACCAAAUGUACCCUAAUUUGGUAUUAAAAAAUACCAAAUGGCAACCCUGGCCCUAUUGUCGCCCCACAGAGGCCAUUAUUAAUUAUCCACUGAGUCAGUGUGUCUCAGUCGAUCUCAAACCGCACUGCGUAGUGUGCGCGGCUGUGAGUCGCUGUGUUCUAUAUAGUGGACUCUUGCGUAUACGUUAGGGGUGCCAGAUUCUGCUUUGAUCAAGGCAACACAUUUUGGUUUGCGGUGAUACGAUCCUUGGAGUGCUUGCUUGUGCUUGGAGAUAUUGUAAUACACUUCGCACAUUACUGUUCAUUCAGGUAAUGCACAAUAUAUUCUAAUAAUGAUAACAUACAGCAGCAGUGAUGAUGACUACGAGCCAUCAUAUAACACGGAUCCCAUAGAAAGUCGGCGUGAGAAGUCGAGAGAAAAGCGAAAUCGUAGGAAAGCACAAUGGGCUCGCAAAAGAAGAAAAUUAUUGCAAGAGAAAAUACCAGUAAUUGAAGGCAUUCGAGAUCCGCUGCUGCCCUCAGAAAGCGAAGAAGAAUUUUAUAGAAAUUAUAAAAGUAGUGUUCAUGAGUUUACAGACAGCAGCGACCCACCUCUAUCUGACGCAUCUAUGGAACAACCUCCCCAAACCCUUGACAUGUUAAAUGGCCCCAGCAAGACUGAUUCUGCAAUAAGUAAUGUCACUAAUGUGCUACAUGGGCCUAGUCGCCCAGGAAACAGCGAGUUGGGCCUUGGCCCUUGCGAGACCUCCGAUGAAGAGAGUAUUUCAAAGCUAGAGAGGCUAGAGGGACUGAUCGUGCAUGACUAUACCGAUAGUGAUGAACACUCUGACAGUGUAGACGUGACUGUACUCAGACGAGAUGCUCCAGGAACAUUAUGGGAUGAAUUACGAACAAUUCAUUUCGAAUGUAAGUUAACGCGAGAUGCUACAAACAGAAUAUUGCGUGCUCUGUCUAAAUAUGGAAUAGGAUCAUUGCACACACUGCCACUUGACUGUAGAACCUUAACAAGUAUAGCUGGGGGCGCGGCAAUGGGCAAUGGCAUUUUUACGCGUUCAGGCGUAGAGUACUAUUACUUUGGCGUCGAAAGCCAAAUAAAAUCGAUACUAAGAAGGUAUCCCUUACAAGUAAGAUCACAGUUAAAGGAGAUUACUAUCUCCCAAAACUUAGAUGGGAUACCUUUAUUUAAAAGUUCUGGUAUCGCUGCUUGGCCUUUACUUAUGCAAAUAAGUAAUAUUCGACCCAGAGCAGUCUUUCCUGCAGUAAUUGGAGUAUCUAAAAAUAAACCACAGACACUUGAGUACUUGGAGGAGGCCAUAAAAGACCUUGCAGAUCUACUACGAUCAGGAAUUGAGGUCGAUGGAAUAAGAUAUCAAGUUAAAUUAGGUCACGUAAUAUGUGACGCCCCAGCGAGAGCUCUCGCCAAAAAUGUAGUUACCUUUAAUGCGAGCUAUGGGUGUGACCAGUGUACUUGUUGGGCAGUACACGAUGGAAAAAGACUUAUUUGGACUCAGACAAACUCCAUUGAUCUACGAACAGACGAAUCUUUUAGACUGCGGCAGCAACCACAGUACCACAAAGGAAAUUCAGUUUUUGAAAUGCUGCCCCUCGACAUGGUCGAGGACUUUCCAAUAGAUUUUAUGCACCAGGCUGGUGGUACAAUGAGGAAACUCAUUAGCUGGAAUGUGGAGGGCCCUAGAAAGGGAGGGGAAGGCCGUGUUAUGUGCCGCAUGUCCCCAAGUAUGGUGAGCAUGUUGGACAACAGACUAAGAGCCAUACAAAACCAAAUUCCCAACUGUUUCGCCAGGAAAGCGAGGCCAACAACUGAACUACAGAGGUAUAAGUUCACCGAGUUAAGGCAGUUGCUGCUUUAUACGGGGAAAAUUGCUUUUCACGGGCUUAUGGCCUCCUCAAAGCACUACAAGCAUUUAUGUAGCUUCAAUGUGGCUUGCAGUAUUCUAGUAGAUGAUAACUUAAGUCAUUACUUGAACCUUUCGGAAUUACUGCUCCAAGGAUUUGUGAAAGACUGUAUUAAACUUUAUGGCACAGCAUUUAUGGUGUACAAUGUCCACGCCAUGCUUCACCUACCUCGUGCUGCUAAAAAGUUUGGAGCACUGGAUGCUGUCAGCGCAUGGCCAUUCGAGAAUUAUUUGGGGAAAUUAAAGAAACAUGUAAAAUCAGGUAAUAGACCCAUAGUCUCUCUCAAACGAGGAUGUUUAGAAGAGAAGGCCUGCCAUGAGGGUAAGUGCGAUCUGGAGGAAAAAACAGACCAGCACAUUGCCACAAAGAGACCUAAUAACAGUUAUGUCGAUAUGGAUUCGAAAUCCUGUUUCGACAUAGUUAAAGUAGAUCCUGCCGGUAAAAUGGUACAUGCUAUAAAAUACCUUGACCCGAAACCCUUCUUCAAGGAGCCUGUGCCAUCCGAUGUAAUUGGAUGCUUUAAGGUAGUACGGACUAAUGUAUCGUACGUAACAUUAUCAGUUACUUAUGUCAAGACUCUGAGGCGUGCUAUGCGCAUAGACUUAGAAGGGCUUGAGGGCUGGCCAGAUAAAGAUUGUAAAGUUUCAGUAUUUAAUGCAUUGUAUCAUGAGACUUGCAGUUAAAGCAUUCAUUCUUAGUAACGUAUGUAUGCAAAGAUGUAUAUGUUUCUUAGUAUGUAUUGAACCAUCUGAGAUAGAAUAAGUUAACGUGAUUAUAUCAAUGCAUGACCAAAGAAUCUGUUAAGUAUUGAUCCAACAUUGGUGAUUAACCUAUGGGUUACAUAUUCCUUAUAGCGUAACUGAUCCUAAGCAUAUAUCUGUGUUUACAUAUAAUUUCUAUUACAUAUCUGUAGUCUAUUAAAGCAACUGCAGGAAAAUAUGUCAUCCAAGCGGUCCCAAAGAAGUGUCCAGGUGAGAAAACAACUCGAGAAACGACAUCGUACUGACCCACAAUGUUUCAGUUCCGGUGGGAAGGCGAGAUUCGCUGUCUUCGACUUUCUCAGAGACCGGCCUUGGAGCUGCAUGACAGUGCUAUCGAAAUGGAUCGUCCCGAUGUCAUCUCUGACAGCCGCUGAGAAAGAGUUAACUAAAGAUUUCAACAAGGAGGAGGCUGAUGCUCCUUACGUAUGCUGGUAUCCGCCGCCAGAGGAUUCUGAUUACACACGAAUCAGGAAACUCGUCAUAGUGGACAGCAACAGAGGAGAACAUUGGGUCCCUCUACCCGGACGCCUGCGUGGUCGAUACACCACUUAUGAACAGUGCGAAUACCUCGUCGCAAACAUAAUACUCACAAGUGAUUGUGAACAAGAAGCUACUGCAGAUGAUGGCAAGCGACAUGCAGCUGAUGGCUCUGUCAAGAGAAAAGCACAGUCUACCGUACAGAUCUCAUCAAAUCGAAAGAAAGUUAAGGAAAGGACGCGUGAAGCCGAUACUGAAAAAUCGGCUACGUCAGAAAAGACUGCACGUCCACGUACAAGUGAAACAGCUCAGGAUGGUGCAGCUUCACGAAAGUCGCAUGGUACCAGCAGGGUAGACAAAGAGGUAGUCAACAGAUCUAAACCGUUGGCAAGCACUCAUAACGUCGUAGCCAGCACCAGUUCUGGUGGGAAGCCUAGAUACUCUCUCUUCGACUUUCUAAGACUACGGCCUCAGAGCACCCUGACAGUGCUAUCAAAAUGGAUCGUUAAGAAGUCAUCUUUGAAAGGCAAAGAAAAAGAGUUAAUUCAGGACUUCAACAAGAAGGAGGCAGAUUGUUCAUUUGUGUGCUGGUAUCCG